CAGGCCAUCCUGGCGGGACUAUGUUGGCGCCCCCCCCCCCUGGCGGCGCACCCGCGCGGCGCGCCGGGCGGCCCGGCCCAUGCGCAAGUCGCCCGCCCGGCGGGCGGGCGGCUCUGCCAGCCCAGCCGCCCGCAGCGGCGCGUGCUCGCUCCUCACGGCACUUUCGGUGGCGGCCUGCGCGGGCGGUGGGCCCGCGCCUCGGCGGACUGCUGCGGGCAGACCCGCCGCUGGGGACGCCCUGAGCGUCCACCUCUCUCUGCGCGACGCGUCCGGCCAGGAGCUGCUGGCCGGCGGCCCGCUGGCCGGCACGGGUGGCCGGCGUCUGCUUGAGGAGGCGUCGCGCGCGGGGCUCCUGCGGCUCCGCUUCGAGGCCUGGGGCGCGCUGAUCGACCUGGAGCUGGCGCCGUCGUGGCCAGUGGUGGCCGCGGGGGCCAGCCUCACGACGCAGGCGGGCGCCGCGAUCCGGCCGGUGCCCCCCGCGCUGCUCUACCGCGCCGCCGGGCACGCCGCGGUGCUGGGGAGCGAGGGCGAGCGGCUGGUCGGGCUCGUCAGGAGCCGGGGCGAGCUGAUCGCGCUCGAGGCGGAUGCCCGCAACGGUACGGCCACGGCGCGCAGGGGCCCGGCCGCGCAGAGGGUCGUGGACGAGAGCGGCAUCGCGCGCGUGUUCGCGCCAGCCGAGAUCCAGAGGUGGGUGGACUGCUACCCCAGCAGUCACAUCACCCGUGCGUUCAGCAUCGGCGUCGCAGUUGGCAGAACGCUCUACGACAGGCUCGGCGGGGCAGACGAAGCGAUGCAGUACGUGCAGAUCCAGUUCGCUCUGGCGAACAUGGUCUACCAGCCUCAGAUGAAUGUUGUCCUUCAGCUCGCCACCAUCUACAUCCCAGGGGCAACCGGGGACACUGGGGUGCCCUGGGACGACUGCAGCGUCGGUAUCGACGAGCAGCUGGAUCGAUUCUCGUUCUGGACCCAGCCCUCGACGCAGGGCGUUUGGCAUCUGUUCGACGACUGCUUCGAGGACUCUGGAACAAUCGGCCUCGCGUACUUGGGCGACGGCUAUUGGUUCGGGAUCUGCGGGCGCGAGUAUUGCGUGCAAACCAGCGCUCAGGGCUGCGUUCUGACUCGGUUCAAUACUGGCGUCUCUUGGGCCUCGUCCAGGCUCUGGUACACCUUCGCCCACGAGAUCGGCCACAACUUCGGAGCCGACCAUGUAUUCACGGAAGACCCAGACCUGCAGGGGCAGAUUGGUGGGAUCAUGGAUUAUGGGGACGCCACCUACGAUGGCAUCUACCAGUUCAACUCGGCAAAGUCGCAGGCCGAGAUCUGCGAGACCAUCGGCACCAGCCUGGCCUAUGACUGCCAGGCCUUCACCGAGUACAACCCGUCCUGCGGCAACGGGGUUUUGGAGGAUGGGGAGACGUGCGAGUGUGCUUCUGGGACGGCAUGCUCGUUCUGCCAGGGCUGCGUCCUCGAGGCGGGCAAGGAAUGUACUCCAGACGCCGCGGAUGGCGGCGCGUGCUGCGACUGCGACGGCAUGCUCAGCACGAGCGCCACGCUGUGCGCGCUGCACCUGGGCGGCACAGGUUUCUGCCUGCAGGGGGUGUGCACGAGCGCGUGGUGCUCUGGCUACGACUCUAUCUUCUCAGGACUCCACUGGGGGGACCUGUGCGGCCUGCACGACGGCAACGACUGCAGGGUGAUGUGCCUCGUGAACGGGCUCUGCGACCCCAUGGACGGCUGGACGUGGAGCGGCGGGUCUGCAGUCAACGCCCUGCCAGAUGGCACCUCAUGCGCAAGCGGAAAGGGCACCUGCUCCGAUGGGGUCUGCUCCGCGGCUGCCGUGGCGCAACCGACCCCCACACCGUGUCCGGCCACGCCUGCCCCUCCGCCUCCCCCGCCCACGCCGUCGCCGUCGGCCCCGUCGACGCCGCCGGCGGUACCCCGCUGCUCCGGCGACCCGACGACCUGGAACGCAGGCUUCGGCGGUUGCAGCCAGUACAAAGCCGGAUCGGGAACGCUCUACAAAGAGAGCGGCCGGUGCCUUGCCCACUUCGACUACGACCAGCAGCUGCUGGCCUCCAGAGUCUGCGAAGAGUGUGGGCUCUGCAGUAUGGAGAUCCUGGAGGUCCCUGGAUCGCUCACAGUCACGUGGCCGUGUGCAAGCCACUCGGCGUGGCCAGUGUCUCUGUUCCAGUGGACAGAUACCAGCGCUGCAGGCGCACCGAUCUACCAUAGCUCGGACGCGGGUUGGUACCUCUACCACGACCCUGGUUGUGACGGUGACAGCAAUACUGUGGACAGGUGGAUUUUUGAUGAUUCUGUGCCUAGUUCGAGCGCAGUCCAGGACUUGGACGGCGAUGGAGUAUGUAGUUACGCGGCUCGAAUCAAUUCUGACAGUACUUACCCGCCUGUGGGCAGCGCGACCUGGAUAGUAGCUUGCGAUUCGUCUUGGCAGUACAUGACAGUCUCAGUCUCCGGCGAGGACAUGUCAGUCGUAACCGUCACAGGGACGAGUACCUCUGCGAUUUCGGUGACCCCUGGGACGACCUCUACGGGGACGACUUUGACCGCCAAGAUGACGAGCACCUCGGCGAUUUCGAUGACUACCUCGGCGAUGUCGGUGACCUCUGGGACGACCAACAUGGGGACGACUGUGACCGCCACGAGGACGAGUACCUCGGCGAUUACGGCCACCACGGGGACGACUACGCGGACGACCACCUCGACCUUGAGUAGUGCAUCUUUAACCACCAAGACAAUUUUCGUGACCUCGACGCGUUCAGCUCUGACAGCCCAGACAUCGACAGCGAUGCCCGCAGCACAGCCUACGCCGCAGCCGACGGUUCAUCCCACGGAGGUUCCUGGACCGCUCGCAGUCACGUGGCCAUGUGCAAGCCACUCGGCGUGGCCAGUGUCCCUGUUCCAGUGGACAGAUACCAGCGCUGCAGGCGCACCGAUCUACCAUAGCUCGGACGCGGGUUGGUACCUCUACCACGAUCUCGGAUGCGACGGUGACGAUGCUGGGGAGGACAGGUGGAUUUUUGACGAUUCGGUGCCUAGCGCGAGCGCAGUCAACGACUUGGACGGAGACGCAGAGUGUACCUACAUGGGCCGAAUCGAUUCUGACAGUGCGUUGCCGCCUAUCGGCAGAUCCACCUGCAGGAUACCUUGCGAUGGGACCUGGCAAGACAUGACGGUCUUGAUCUCCGCUCAGGUCCUGGAGCUCUCGAUGAUGAUCGGGGGAGUGGACUACGACACUCUUGACACAGACCCAGCAGCGAUGGCUGCCUUCACCAGCAUUGUCCAGGAUCAGCUCGCGUCCAGCGUUGGCCUCGGUGUCACAGCAGACAUGGUGAGCGCCAUCAUUUCCAAGGGCUCGGUGGUGGUCAAGGCUCUGAUCCAGAUUCAAGAUGCCGAGGCCGCGGAAGCCGCCGGCUCUCACCUGCAAUCGGUCGGUCUCGGCGAGCUGGAGGUCGCACUUUCGUCGCACCCUGACCUGCAGGCUGCCAUUACAGGUUCCGUCUCCGCGAUUGUGACCGGCGUCAAGGUCACUGGCGUCGAAGGCGCGUCACCAGAAGAUGUAGAAUCGAGCGCCUCCGCGGGAUGGCUGGGCGGCCUUGCCAGCGCUGCGGUUCUCGCAGCGAUGUUUUGACACGUCUCUCAGGCUAGUAGCUUUCGGCCCAAUCCGCCACCGCGCCUGGGUUGUGAUCCAGAGGCCUCUUAGAUGAGGAGGAGGGAGAGGGGUGGAUAUGGGCAAGAAGGCUCCGCCGCCUGAGCGAACAGCGGCUGAACUCGACAAACCCUGGAGCGGAGCAGAAGCUGCUGCCAGCGGUGCCUGUUGCGCCGCGCUCCUCCUGGCUUUGGGAGGAGGGGCGCGUAGCCUAUUUUUGUUGGCGCUCGCAGGGCGACGGCUGUCAUAGUCAUUCGCAUGCGCAGUGGCCGUUGUACAAUUCUGCGACAGGUUCGUGUCGCGCCGAUGCGGCGGCGACCCCGGCGCCGGCGUUUCAGGCUGCACGCCACUGGUGGCGCAGGGUCGGCCGACCCAGAAAGAUUUGCGCUACGGAGGGCCGUGAUCGUUCAAGGUGGAACGAGCUGCGCGGUGCCAGGAACCACCGCGCAAGUCGCCACGGCAAGAGCCCGCCGCUCUCGGGCGAACAGAUCUGAGCACAUCCGCUGCCCCUGGCUCGGCCUAUCCCAGUCCCAGGAGCAGCGCAUAUACUUCUAUUCGCG
This is a messenger RNA of Prorocentrum cordatum, 4227 nucleotides long. NCBI's taxonomy places the organism in Eukaryota, Dinophyceae, Prorocentrales, Prorocentraceae. The record is from the annotation of a GenBank genome assembly.